This is a messenger RNA of Oncorhynchus gorbuscha (pink salmon), 1399 nucleotides long. RefSeq lists its product as uncharacterized. Gene Ontology annotation, biological process: cytokine-mediated signaling pathway; immunoglobulin mediated immune response. NCBI's taxonomy places the organism in Eukaryota, Metazoa, Chordata, Actinopteri, Salmoniformes, Salmonidae. Gene Ontology annotation, cellular component: membrane; external side of plasma membrane. The transcript has 7 exons. Gene Ontology annotation, molecular function: cytokine receptor activity. The record is from RefSeq and is a predicted model, not a curated record. Bases 521 to 1399 code for a protein of 292 amino acids.
AGAGAGAAUACAGUGAAAGAGUGCACAUCUCUUUGUACACUAUGUAAAAGUAGACCUACUGUAUGUUGUGCUCCUGCAGGAUGCUGUGGAGGUGAGAGAGAGAAUACAGUGAAAGAGUGCACAUCUCUUUGUACACUAUGUAAAAGUAGACCUACUGUAUGUUGUGCUCCUGCAGGAUGCUGUGGAGGUGAGAGAGAGAAUACAGUGAAAGAGUGCACAUCUCUUUGUACACUAUGUAAAAGUAGACCUACUGUAUGUUGUGCUCCUGCAGGAUGCUGUGGAGGUGAGAGAGAGAAUACAGUGAAAGAGUGCACAUCUCUUUGUACACUAUGUAAAAGUAGACCUACUGUAUGUUGUGCUCCUGCAGGAUGCUGUGGAGGUGAGAGAGAGAAUACAGUGAAAGAGUGCACAUCUCUUUGUACACUAUGUAAAAGUAGACCUACUGUAUGUUGUGCUCCUGCAGGAUGCUGUGGAGGUGAACAUAUCAAAUAAACAGACAUAUUUUGACCUGGACCCUGAGAUGCUGGAGAGAGGAAGGAGGUACCAGGUCAGAGUCCGGGUUCGAGCCGACCCAGACAAUUACCCAGCCUGUCAGUGGAGCGACUGGAGCCCCAGUGCAUCAUGGGUCUCCACUCUGGGCCAGAUGAAGCCAACAGAUAGUCCUGAUGUUCUAGACCAGGACUUUGUGGUGGUCACCGUGGUGGGAGCUGUUGUUGUACUGGUCCUGCUGGUCUCCAUGUUGCUCUGCAAAGGAAAGGUCAAGAAUAUUCUGAAUCCUCCUAUACCAGAUCCCUCCAGGUACUUUGAGGGCCUCAACCUCCAUCACGAUGGAAACUUCAAGGCUUGGCUGGGUCCUUUGUUCGCCUUUGAAGCCGACGACUCUGCCUUGCACCGUGAAGACAUCUCCCAGGUAGAGAUUACCAACAACAUUGGCACCAUCGCCCCCCUGAGGAGGGAGACCGGUACUGCACUACUACUGAAGAAGAGAUUGGACUUAAGCAACUUCUUAUCUCAAUUCUCCCAGCCUGGAUCCACCUCCAUCAAGCUGGAACCCUGCUCUGUACACUCCCCUUACGGACCAGUAGGGGGCACUACUGAAGCGAUAGAUGAGUGGAAGGAGGAGAACAGAGGAGAUAGGAUGGAUAGUAAUAGAGGUGUUUCUUCUUACGAGCGUGUUGAGAAGCUCCAGGCCGAGCGUCGGGCCCUCAUAAGCCCAGAUUCAGGCAUCGGCAGUGGGGCAGAGGAUCAGGAAAGUCAGGAGAGCGUGGAGGAUGCGCUUCCCUUCACCCUACCUGGGCCCAACUCUUGGCCCCUCAGAGCCCAGAUUCAGGCAUUGGCAGUGGGGGAGAGGAUCAGGAAAGCCAGGAGUGCGUGGAGGAUGAGGUCUGGCCAACUAUGA